This is a messenger RNA of Hypomesus transpacificus, 2949 nucleotides long. Its product is annotated as ribonuclease inhibitor-like. The record is from RefSeq and is a predicted model, not a curated record. The transcript is spliced from 11 exons. Gene Ontology annotation, molecular function: protein binding. Bases 793 to 2034 code for a protein of 413 amino acids. Lineage: Eukaryota; Metazoa; Chordata; Actinopteri; Osmeriformes; Osmeridae.
GAGCUCAAAACUCGUUCAGGAAGUAAGGCGAAUUGGCGAAAGAUUUUGGAAAGUGGAUGACAGUUUUGAACUCGCUCCUAGACAGUAAUCUUGCCUACACAAUCGAUCGUUACUUUAUUUGAGAAAUAAAAGUAGUCCAUCUGUCUCAGUCUCAUCUCUCCAACAGCAGAAGCUGCUGUCCACUCUGUAGGGACGGAGAGAUGGAGAACAACGCUGAUGCUGAAGCAGGAAGGACGAGUCAAGCUUUCUGCCACAUGGGGCAGCAGAGAGCAGCUACUCUGUCCUCCUCCAUCAAAGCCCAACAUGACAGCAAUGUCGCCGCCCCCAGUUUCAUCAACUCCCAGAUCCAGAAUGUCAACAUCAGUCUCUCCACUGCUGAGAGGAAAGACUCCAGAUGUCAGGCAGCACAGCACAGUGACACCCAGCCAGGGUAAAACCACCAUUAUAAUCUCACAACACAAACUGAUGACAAAUGAAUAAGAACACAGAAAACACAGAAAAGAGACUCUUUCUCUUUCUCUUCUUCUGCAGUAAGUCAAGGUCUCCAGUAGCAUCCACUACCUCCAGUCAUUAGACCAAAAACACUUCCCACUACGACCAUCUAACACCUUGGAUCACAAGGACUCCCUCUUGGUCUAAUGGUAGACUGUUUGGCUUAGCGACUUGAGGAUGUGUAUUAGAUUGUGGACGUAAUGUUUUUCCUCCUUGCAGUUAUUGACAUGCAGUCGUUCAAAGAGAAGAAUAAAGCCAGACUGAGGAAGGAGUUUGCUGAGACCUUGGAGGGAACUGAAGAUGAGAGAACUCUCCUCAACAACGUCUGUUGGACAACUGAAUACGAUGCAUCUCAACCAUGAGGACUGUGCAUCACUGGCCUCCUCCCUCCAGUCACCAGACUGUCCUCUGAGAGAGCUGCACCUGGAGGAUAUUGAUAUGUAUGGUUUUGAUGAUGAUGGUGAUGAUGGGGACCUGAGUGUUGUCUGUGCUGCCCUGAGGGAUCCACACUGUAAACUGGAGACACUGAGACUGAUUAACAUGGAUCUCAGCCCUGAGGACUGUGCAUCACUGGUCUCCUCCCACCAGUCACCAGACUGUCCUCUGAGAGAGCUGCACACGGCAGGGAUUGAGCUGUCUGGUUAUGAUGAAGAUGAACAUGGCGGUGGUGAUGGUGAUGAAGAUGGUGAUCUGAGUGUUGUCUAUGCUGCCCUGAGAGGUCCACACAGGACACUGCAGACACUGAGGUUGAACAGGUGUGACCUGACGGAGGACAGUUGUAGAGAGUUGUCUUCAGCUCUCAGCUCAAACUGUCACCUGAGAGAGUUGGACCUGAGUCACAACAACCUGCAGGAUUCAGGAGUGAAACUGCUCUCUGAUGGACUGAAGAGUCCACACUGUAGACUGGAGAUCCUGAGGCUGUCAUUCUAUGGAGUCACAGAGGAAGGCUGUGAUUCUCUGGCUUCAGCUCUCAGCUCAAACUGCCAUCUGAGAGAAUUGGACCUGAGUCACAACAACCUGCAGGAUUCAGGAGUGAAACUGCUCUCUGAUGGACUGAAGAGUCCACACUGUAGACUGGAGAUCCUGAGGCUGUCGUUCUGUGGAGUCACAGAGGAAGGCUGUGCUUCUCUGGCUACAGCUCUCAGCUCAAACUGCCAUCUGAGAGAGUUGGACCUGAGCUUCAAUCACCCAGGAGACACAGUUCUCUCUGGUCCACUCUGUAGACUGGAGAAACUCAAUGUGGACCAUAAUGAAGAGAUCUGGGUGAAACCACAGCUGCUUAAGAAGUAUGCCUGUGAUCUCACACUGGACCCAAACACAGCUCACAGAACCCUCUCUCUGUCUGAGGAAAACAGGAGGGUGGAGGUGGUGAAGGAGGACCAUCCGCAUCCUGAUCACCCAAAUAGGUUUGAUGAAGAGCAGCAGGUGCUGUGUAGAGAGGGUCUGACUGGACGCCAUUACUGGGAGGUGGAGGUGGAAAAAGGGGUUCUGGUAGGAGUGACGUAUGGAAGCAUCAGGAAGAGAGGCAGGAGUCCUGCUUGAACACUUGGAGACGACAGGUCUUGGUGUCUGCAUUGGUCUGAUUCUGUCCGGCACAAUCAUGAAAAUACCUUAAUACCUUUCAGUUUCCUUCCACCCAUCAGAGUAGGAGUUUACCUGGACUGGCCAGCUGGUGUUCUGUCCUUCUACAGCAUCUCCUCUGACACAAUAACCCGCCUAUAUACGUUCAUCACCACCUUCUCUGAGCCCCUCUACCCAGCGUUUAGGUUUUACCCCUCAUCCUCAGUGACCCUGUGCCAGGUAGAGUAGUUCCUCCUGGAGGAACACAACAUGGGUCUCCAUGGAAACAACCCCGCUUCUGAUCCAACACACCUGUGAUAUGAUGGGGUGCGGUCAAGGAUAACACACACACACACAUCAGAACAUCACACACACUCACACACACAUCAGAACAUCAUACACACACUCACAUAUGUUUACCCUUCUGUAAAGGGAUUGAAAAGACCUGGGGGGCAGAAUUGACUGUUUCUCCACUUCAAGCCUCGUUAUGGUUGUCAACAUUCUGCAGUGGUUUACACAACGUCAACUAAAUGGUUUAUUGCUUACACUAUGACAUAGUUUUAUACAGGUUUUCAUUCACUAUAUACAUGUUCUAUAUACACAGUGGUGCACACACUAUUAGAAUUUUAUAGUGAUAUAUUGAUACAUACAUCAUUCUGGGUUAUAUUCCAAGCAAGGACAGUUGCUUAUUUUAAUGCAUCAAUGUACAUUAUAUUGUGUGUUACCUAUGUUUUAAUUAUACAUUGUUAUGACUUAUUCUGUAACUGUACACUGAGUUAUGAUUACAUCUACAUCAACGUGUCUGAAAUUGUCUGACAUUUACUCCGUCGGAGUCAGAUGGCUGAGCGGUGAGGGAGUCGGGCUAGUAAUCAGAAGAUUGCCGGAUCGAUUCCCUGC